Molecule: messenger RNA, 2295 nt
Organism: Xenopus laevis (African clawed frog)
Lineage: Eukaryota; Metazoa; Chordata; Amphibia; Anura; Pipidae
Gene: dcun1d5.L
Product: DCN1, defective in cullin neddylation 1, domain containing 5 L homeolog
Biological process (GO): protein neddylation
Cellular component (GO): ubiquitin ligase complex; nucleus; spindle
Molecular function (GO): ubiquitin conjugating enzyme binding; cullin family protein binding; ubiquitin-like protein binding
Source: RefSeq, marked provisional
GUCAUCAGCGCGCACCGAGAACGCCAGCCCAAGCGACGUUCUCACCCUUGGCCGGGCAGUGAUUCAGUGCGCUCCUGCUUGGGCUGCAACAGCUUCUGGACCGGAGAGAAGCUGUGACUGAUCUCCGUUAUACUGAAUUCUUCUCGCUCUGAUAAAAUGCCUGUGAAGAAAAAGAGAAAAUCCUCCGCCUCUGAAGAAAUGAACCUGAAGAAAUGUAGAAUAUCUAGUUAUUGCAGAUCACAAGCACCAAGUAAAAUUAUAAACGGGGAGGACCUGUUCUCUAGCAAAAAGUGCCUGGCCUGGUUUUAUGAAUAUGCAGGUCCUGAUGAAAUUGUUGGGCCUGAAGCUAUGGAAAAAUUCUGUGAAGAUAUUGGUGUUGAACCAGAAAAUAUAAUAAUGUUGGUUCUAGCCUGGAAAUUAGAGGCAGAAAACAUGGGCUUUUUUACAAAGGAGGAAUGGCUUAAAGGAAUGACCUCUUUACAAUCUGACUGUACAGAGAAGUUGCAGAGUAAAUUUGAUUUCCUACGUGCUCAAUUGAAUGAUAUCACUGCUUUUAAGAAUAUUUACAGAUACGCAUUUGAUUUUGCAAGGGACAAGGACCAGCGAAGUCUGGAUAUUGACACAGCAAAGUCCAUGUUAGCUCUCUUGUUAGGAAGGACGUGGCCGCUCUUCUCUGUGUUCUAUCAGUAUUUGGAGCAAUCAAAGUACAGAGUCAUGAACAAAGACCAGUGGUACAAUGUCUUAGAAUUCAGCAGGACUGUGCAUGCAGAUCUUAGCAAUUAUGAUGAAGAUGGUGCAUGGCCUGUUCUCCUUGAUGAAUUUGUUGAGUGGCAAAAAGUGCGUCAGUCGUUAUAGCAAGAUCUUUCAUGGGGAAACCGUAACAAUGCCCUCCAGGUCAUUAUAAAGAGAAGUUAUUGAAGAAUGCUCUUCCAUCCUUGCCAAAGGCGUCUCCUUUAUUCCCCCCUCCCUUUCUUUUCCUUUAUUUUUAAGGAACUGAUGUUUUCUUCUAACACGCAAUAUUGGCAGUUACCUUCAUCGGACUGAACAACAGAGUCUACUUUUGGAUAAAAACUGAUGAUGUUUACACACAAUUUGAAAGAAUGCGAAGGAAUGGUUUAGAUAUCAUUUAUUUUACAUGUUUAUGGAAAAAAAAAAAAACAUUAUCAGUUUGUUCCAGUACUUUCAGCCAGUGCUUUUCAUGCUCUGUCAGUUGACCAGUUUAAAGUCUUUGCUGCUUUUUUUUGGAUAGAAAUCUGUCCUUGAUUUAAUAUUAACCCAAUGACUUAAUGUGCUACACAAAGAUUCUUAGCUUCUCAUGUUGUGUCAAAAAAAAAAGUGACUGUGAAAAGCUUUGCACCAAAUCUAGUAACCAACUGCAACAAACCAGAUGCUAGUGAAUGCAGAUUGGUUGCUAUGGACUACUAGACCUGGGGCAAACUAGGCCAGAGAAGUCAGAUUUCAGCUGCACAUGACACUGAAAUUAGACUCGCCAUUGACCUAUUUGACUUUUUUGGUUUGCUUUCUUGGUGUUCGAAUACUUCCAUCAUGUCCUCCAUGCAUGUCCAAGAGGAUCAUAUCAAGUGGUACAGGGAAACUGCAUGCUGGGCACGUUGGUACCCUCCCGCCAGUGAUGGGAGUUCAGGUCUGUGCAUAGAAUCUGUAACAUCAUUUUUGUACAUUCGCUUUGGGCUUGCAAACAGAGAGAGCAAAAAAACGAAGAUUUUUUUUUGAUAUCCAGCAUUUCUAGCUCUUUAUUUAUGAUGGUAUUUUCUGGUCAGAACUUUAGAAACCAUUUUUAUCCACAUUUUUUUGGGGGGGGAUACACAUAUUUUUUUUCAGAUUGCGAUUUCACUUCGUUAUGUUGACUUCCAAUAAAAAAAAUAUAUAUAUAUAUAUUAUGAUAUUGUUUCCUAGCCCCAAAAACCCAUCCAAUUUUCGAAAGACAACGAUAAAACUUUUUUCUUUUCUUUUUUUAAAUCAAAAAGAACUUAUUUCAGAGGAACGGGAGAAUGAAAUGCCUGCUUUGCUGCCAGAAGAGCUAUUUGCCAUGUGAGAUCUUCACAUAUUUAUGUACUUAAACAUUAAAAAAAAAAGCAUGUCUUUGACCCUCCUGUGAAGUAGGAAAAGACAUAGAUCUUUCAUUUCAGCAGUAUUCCUCCCUUAACCAGAAAAGGCUUCACAAACUCUAAACAUCCUCUGCACUUUUUGUUUUCCGAUACCAACAGGCAGUUGGUAUUAAAGCUGCGAGUAUAGAUGUGUUUACUACAUCUGAAUAAAGGAUUAAUUAUCUGUGUC